AUGCUUGUAGGAGUUAGCGCGACGAUUUUUACAUUACAAAACAAAUGUGAGAACGAUAUCUGGCCAGGUAUUCAACCAGGAGCAGGCAAAGACAAUCUAAGAAAUGGCGGGUUUCGGUUAGGACCCAAUGAAGUUGUUACCGUAAAUGCACCCUAUGGUUGGUCAGGUCGUUUUUGGGGUAGAGUUGGUUGCUCAUUCGACCAAACUGGUAAGGGUUCUUGUUUGACAGGUGACUGUGGAGGUGUAUUAGAAUGCUCUGGCGCAGGCGGUGCACCAGCUGCUUCACUUGCUGAGUUCACAGUCAAUAGUCCCAAUGAUUUUUACGAUAUUAGCCUUGUCGAUGGCUUUAACGUUCCCAUAUCCAUAUCGCCUUCAGGUGGAACAGGGAUGUGUAAAUCACUAAGUUGUGCUUCAGAUUUGAACCAAAAUUGCCCUAGUAGUUUACAAGUCUUGUAUAAGAAACGGGUUAUGGAAUGUAAAAGUGCAUGCAUGGUGUUCAAUACUCCUGAAUAUUGUUGCACAGGUGCUUAUGCACAACCAUCAAUGUGCAAACCAACAAACUACUCAAAUCUCUUCAAGGAAGCUUGCCCAGAUGCAUAUAGAUAUGCAUUUGAUGACUCAACAAGUAUCGUAACAUGUACUGGAGCUAAUUAUUUGAUUACAUUUUGCUAA
Molecule: messenger RNA, 672 nt
Organism: Papaver somniferum (opium poppy)
Lineage: Eukaryota; Viridiplantae; Streptophyta; Magnoliopsida; Ranunculales; Papaveraceae
Product: thaumatin-like protein
Exons: 1
Coding region: 1-672 (223 amino acids)
Biological process (GO): defense response
Cellular component (GO): extracellular region
Source: RefSeq, a predicted model, not a curated record